Lucilia sericata (common green bottle fly) is the source of this 3936-nucleotide messenger RNA. RefSeq lists its product as uncharacterized. Bases 390 to 2903 code for a protein of 837 amino acids. NCBI's taxonomy places the organism in Eukaryota, Metazoa, Arthropoda, Insecta, Diptera, Calliphoridae. The transcript is spliced from 3 exons. The record is from RefSeq and is a predicted model, not a curated record.
AAAUAAUUAAAUUGUUAAAUUUUAGCAAAGAACAAUAAUAAAACAACGAAAAUAAUAUCGUCGAACAUUUUUAAUAUAAUUUAAUACAAAUAAGGCUAUUAUCCUUAAUACAAAUAAGUUUUUACGCCGUUGGCUUUAUAAAUUUAUAGCCGGCAAUAAUUUCAAUACUUGAAUCAGGAGUUUGUUUAACAGCUGAUGUAUUCAAACAAAUGUCGAUGCAUUUAUUAACGAAAGUGCAUUAUUUUAAACAAUUUGGAAAAAAUGAGUGAAGAAAUGCAAACAUGUGUAGCACAAAUGGAAGAAGAUGAGGAAGAUUCAAGAGCCACACCCGAAAGACCACCCUUUCGCCCAUAGGACCACAGACAACAAAUGAUAGUGAAGAUACUCACAUGCCAACAGUUAAAACAGAGCCAACAGAUAUUGAACAGAAUGAUAACAAUCAGAGAGUACCAGAGGUGGAGAUCAUACCACCAAUACAAACUCAAGAAACAGCCAACCAAGAGGCCAAUAAAAUGGCAAAAAUUCCAACUGAUACACAAGGGGUAAAAGUAAAAGCCGAAACGGACUUAGAGGAGGCUCAUGUUGUGGAUUAUGAUAUGCCUUUGUCAAAGACUCCUGAUAAAGAUAAUACUUCGAAAGCUGCCCAACCCAGCGAUUUGGAAACUACUAGAUUAUUAAGCAAUUUUCCAACAAUGGAAGCAGUAAAUGGAGAUUCCUUUCAAAUGCCCACAACUAACUCUGUAACAGAUAAUACAGCUAAAUCUGCGCUUGAUGCCUAUCUAGAUGGUCUGGCCACUCCUAUAGCUCCUGUACGACCUCGCUUAAGAGUAAAAACAGAGUUUUCCCUUAUACCACAAACACCACGACGCGAGCCUUCGCCUCAGCCGGAUUCUCAAAAUAAAGAAAGUGAAAAUAUGGAAACUGACAUAUCACCACCACCUCCGCCCCCCUUAAUAUCAUCCGUAACUACUACAGAUAGUCUAGCAGAUGGCAUAGCCACUCCAAGAAUAUCUUUAGCGGCCAUAAAUCGCCUUAGAGUAAAAACCGAGUUUUCCACUCCCCCAGAUUACAAUGAAGAUUCCUCUUCUCUACCCAGUGAUUAUUUUAAUGAUCUUUUAGAGUCGAAAGAAACCAAAAGAGAAUCAGGAGAAGUUUCCAGCAAUAGUGAGGAUGAUAGUGAAGAUGAAAAUAUACCGGCCGAUUUCUUUGAUGAUUUACUACAAGAUAAGUUAAAGGAAAGAAUUGAAGAGGCUAGAAAUAAUGAGUUAGAAGAAAAAUAUUCAGAUCGUUUAAAGGAAUUGAAAAGAUUACAAAAAGAAAAACGCAAUAAACGUAAAAAACAAAAGAAAUCCAAAAAGAAGUCAAGAAAACGUUCUAGAUCUAGAUCCGUCUCGCCCUCAAAUAAUAAAACUAAAGAGAAACAGCAUCAAGAUGUUGGUGAUAACACAAAUCAUGAUAAAAUUAAACGUAGUAGAAAUUCACCUCCUCCACGCCAAGAAACAAAAACAACAGCAGCUUCAACUAAUAUUUUUAAUAGGCAGUAUAUAGAGGAUGGUCUAAGAGUGGAUCAAAAUAUUAGAGUAAAAACGGAAGCUAUCAGCAACUAUACGGAUAAUAAUCCAACUGAGAGUACAAAUUUUGUAGAAAAUGUGGAAGACAUUGAGGAGGUUUUAACGCCAAAGCAAAAGAGAGAAAGAGCUGUCAGACGUGCCACUGCCUUGCUGCAACAUCUCAAAGAUUCUGCUGGCGAUGAAGAAUCCAAUAUUUUCUCUACCUUUCCCUUCGUUUCCACGGUACGCAAAUUGCCCACCAGCCAUUCUUAUGUUCAGCAACAAAUCUAUGAAAAUCGUUCUCCCCUGCACACAAUCAACAAUGUUAGUUAUAAAUUCAAUUCACAUAUCACCCGUUUCAACAUGGAGGAAUGGGGUUUAGCUGCUCUUCCUACACAUGCCGCCAAAGUGGCAAAACUAGUAGGCUGUGAUGCCCAGUUUAUACAUAACAAAUUGAAAACCAUUAAAAUCCCAGCCAAAUUGAAAAAAGUCAAACAGGAGCCGGGCAAUAAGGAGCCAACGGAAAAUGACGAAGAAGAGGAAUUAAUAGAAACCAGCUCAUCGUUAUACUGUAAUGCCAUGACCCAAACAGAUGAUCUGGAGGAAUUUGAUAUGCAGCGUAAGGCAAAAGGUUAUGACAUAGCUAUACAAGUGGAACCCAAUGUCUAUAGUAUAGGCUGUCAGACACUAGAGACACAAUCGCCUACCGAGAAUAUACAUCAAGAUGAUGAUUCACCCAUCAUGAAUAUUAUACGUGAUCUUAAUGAGAAUCAAUUAAUGGCCAUACACCAAUUUGCCGAAUUGAUACGACAACCUAAUGCCAAUGCCAGCAAUGCCAUGGAAAUGUAUAAAGUCCAAAUGCAAAUAGUGGAUAUAUAUAAAAUAUCACAAAUUCCCUCCGCCUUGUCAACGCCACAAACUCAGGCUAUAAAUAAUUAUACCACGACCACCACAACCAAUACUAGUCCUUCGCGACGUAGAGGUAAUGUUCAACCACAAAGGGAGCCAGCUCCCCAGCUGACCAUACAAAGUGUUCGAGGAGCCGAUGGUACACAAUUUUCCAUUAAUGAUCCUAGAGCCAAGUCAGCGGUGUACUCUCAAAGAAUUGCAAAAGAUAAUGGUGCUGGUUCAUCAUCAUCAUCAUCUUCAGCAACAUAUGAUUCUAGAUAUUCGGCUUUUGCUCAACCCUCUCAUGGCAGAUCUGCUCCCCAUGAGGCCUAUUCGCAGGCACGUUCGUAUGGCAAUGAUAGCAGUAGUAGAUCUUCCACGCAUCAACGUCAGUAUGGUCAAAAAACUCAAGCUCCUCUGCCUACUGCAACGAAAUUUUAUGGGCGUGGUGGUUUAAGACGUUGAUGAAGGUUAGAAAUAGUGAUUUGACAGGAUUUACUUUUUAUUUACUAUUAAUUUAUCAAUAAUGUUUGAAUCCAUUCCUAAAUGUUGAACGUUAGUAGAAGUCAAGUUACCAUAAUUCUUAUUCCUGUGGACUAACGUCCAUAGGUUUGGCUAUUGGCUAUUGAUAGGCUAUUGAUUAGUCUAUGGACUAGUUUAUGGACUUUUCUAUAGACUAGUUUAUUGACUAGACUAUGGCUAGUCUACGGACUAGUCUAUUGUCUAGUCUAUGGAAUAGACUACGGGAUAGUCUACAGACAAGUCUAGUUUAUUGACUAGACUAUGGACUACUCAAUGGGCUUUUCUAUUGAUUAGUCUAUGAACUACUCUAUAAACUACUCUAUUGACUAGUCUAUGGAGUACUCUAUUAAUUAGUAUAUUGUCUAGUAUAUGGAAUAGUCUACGGACUAUGGCUAGUCCAUUGUCUAGUCUAUGAAAUAGACUACGAGAUAGUCUAUAGAAGAGUCUUUGGAAUAGUCUAUGGACUAGCUUAUUGACUAGGCGAUGGACUAGUCAAUGGACUUUUCUAUUGACUAGUCUAUGAACUACUCUAUUGACUAGUCUACGGACUACUCCAUUAAUUAGUAUAUUGUCUAGUCAAUGGAAUAGUCUACGGUCUUGUCUAUGAACUAGUCUUUGGAAUAGUCUACAGUCUUGUCUAUGGCCUAACCUAUGGACUAGUUUAUUAAUUGAUAUAUGGUCCAAUUGACUAUAGUUUAUAACAGAUUUAAUUUAAAUUGUUUAACAACUUUUUUUAUUUCCAACAUAACUUGAUCAUAUAAGUACUUCCUCAUUAAUUUAAGUUUAUAAAUAAAAAAAUCGAGUAAUUGAUCCAUAUUUUAUAAAUUUUGCCUAUAAUCUCGUAUAAUUUGUAACUACUCCUUUCAGCUUUAACAUAAAUUUAAAUUAUUUCAUUUAAACAGUUGUUUAACAUUGACCCGAAUCUUAAAACAAAAUGACAAUAUUGAAUUAAAUGUUAAUUUAAUGGACAAAAACG